Linum tenue is the source of this 384-nucleotide messenger RNA. The record is from the annotation of a GenBank genome assembly. NCBI's taxonomy places the organism in Eukaryota, Viridiplantae, Streptophyta, Magnoliopsida, Malpighiales, Linaceae.
AGGGAAACUUUUGACCUUCCAGGAAGAGGUAGAACAACAACGGAUGACGUGGGAAGUUGUUCUCAGACGACUUCAUUUUAUGGAUCUCAGCUGAGUUCACUUGGUAGCCAUAAUGGGAGGCGGGACAAUAGUAUAUCAACAUCUGGAUUUCCCAAGAAGAAUGAAGAAUCAAGCAACAAACCUAACCGUAAGCGGCUGAAGCCUGGAGAAAAUCCUAGGCCUAGGCCCAAGGAUCGCCAAAUGAUCCAAGAUCGCGUGAAGGAGUUGCGCGACAUUGUACCAAAUGGAGGCAAGUAUUGAUGCUCUUCUUGAACGCACCAUUAAGCAUAUGCUUUUCCUGCAAAGUGUUACCAAGCAUGCCGACAAGCUCAAGCAUACUGCGGA